This is a messenger RNA of Mytilus californianus (California mussel), 1692 nucleotides long. RefSeq lists its product as uncharacterized. The record is from RefSeq and is a predicted model, not a curated record. The transcript has a single exon. NCBI's taxonomy places the organism in Eukaryota, Metazoa, Mollusca, Bivalvia, Mytilida, Mytilidae. Gene Ontology annotation, molecular function: zinc ion binding. The coding region runs from base 107 to 1471 and encodes 454 amino acids.
UUGACAUACCUAUUUAAACAAAUUCAUAUUCUACUACUUCGAUUUAGUUAAAUACAUUAAUUUAAUUUUGAUACAACAUUCACUGCGACCAAGUGUGUUCAGCAUAAUGGCAUUUUCAAACUCCCUAUGUAAAGGGCAAAUUCCUAUAUCUUGUCAGUUGUGUGAAGAAUCAAACGAGAUCAAAUGGAAAUGUAUACAGUGUGACUUUCUUUUGUGUACAAAAUGUCAGAGACUUCAUAACAAAGUAAAAUAUACUAACCAACAUACUAUUAUUGAAAUCAAAGACAUUGCUUCACAACAACAACAAGCCAAGGAUAACCCAGAUUUCAGUAACAUUCCUUGUGAAAUCCAUAGAGAAAAUAAAUCCCACAAGAUAAAAAACGAUCUAGAAUUCCAAAAAGGAAGUUUAACAAAAGCCGAAGCUUCUGUCAAUGUUUGUGAUGCUUUCAGUGCAUUAAAAGAGGAAAAAACAGCAAGAAAACAAAGUACAGAACCAGUUAAUACUUAUGUUAAAAAACUGCCCCAGUAUAUACCAGGAAAAAUGAAGACCAAAGAGGCACUACACGGAGAACUAACUGAGUCUGAUGAUGAUCAUGCACAGGAACAAUAUGAAGCUAAAGUUAUAGAACAGUAUAAAACUGGACUAAAACUUGUUGAACAGUUGAUUUGCAGUGAUGAUGGAACAUUGUGGAUAGGUUAUAUUGCAGGAAAAAUCCUACAGAAAAUACAACUAUCAAAUGGAUUGUUAAAUAUUGAGCAAGAAGUACAGGUAAAUUGUGCUGGUAUGGCAUUCUUACCAUCAGGAGACUUGCUUAUAUCUACUGCAGAAUCAAAUCUUAAAACACUUUGCCAUACAACAGGAAGUAAAAUACAAUCUAAAAAUAAUGUAGCACCCUUAAUUAGUGGUGCUGUCCAUGUAACUCAGAAUCAUAAGAUUAUAGUUGGAGCCAGAAAGGGAGGACCUGUCUUCCAAGUCGAUGGUCCAAGGCAAGUGGUUGUGAUGGAUAUAGAUGGAAAAACAGAGCAGGUUUAUGAUCUGGACAAUAAUGGAAAACCUAUCUUUUCUGCUCCACAAAGAAUAACAUCAGACAAUAACAAUAACAUUUAUGUCCUAGAUUGUCUCAAUAAAGACUGGAGUGGUAGGAUAAUGGCAUUAGAUAAAACCAAUGGAGUGAGAUGGAUAUACAGUGGUCAUCCAGAUAUCAACAAAGAACAAACUAUCAAAUCUAAAGAUUUAGUGGCUACAAAAUUAAACAAUAUUAUAGUUACAGAUAGUAAUCAUCAAAUGAUUCAUAUUCUCAACACUUCAGGACAGUGCAUUCAUUACAUUAAUACUAAGGAUCAAUUAAAUAUCCAUCUUCCAUACUCUUUAAACAUUGACAAUACAGGUACACUGUAUAUAGGUUGUAGUAGAUACAUAAAUGAACCUGCUAUAGCCAAAAUAUAUAUGGUUGAGGUUUCAGGAUUCUAAACUACUGAUUUUAUUCAUUCACCUAUCUGUUUUAAAAUGUUUUAAAAUAUGUUAUGGUUCAACAAUUUAAAUAAAAUAGCUUUGACUAUUCGUACAAACAAUUUUAUAUUUUUGUUGACAAAUCACCAUAACAAGAAACAUGAUAAUUAAUUUAUAAUGUCUCUUUUUCUUUUUUUGUUGAAAUAGAAAAUAUACUGUAAUUAAUAAAAUGCUCCGCAUGG